This is a messenger RNA of Aspergillus ochraceoroseus IBT 24754, 1935 nucleotides long. Its product is annotated as phosphotransferase enzyme family protein. Lineage: Eukaryota; Fungi; Ascomycota; Eurotiomycetes; Eurotiales; Aspergillaceae. The coding region runs from base 137 to 1798 and encodes 553 amino acids. The record is from RefSeq and is a predicted model, not a curated record. Gene Ontology annotation, cellular component: mitochondrion. The transcript is spliced from 3 exons.
AGGCAGUGCCAAAUUCAUGGCUGGAUUGUUGAAGCGGUUAAAGCGAACAUCAUGAACGCCCGAAUUCUCAGCAAUCCAUCACUUGAGGGGGAUACAUACCAAUGUAGCAUCAUCAUAGAUUCUUCGAGCCUUGAUCAUGGCACCUCUGACAACUUUGAGAGCUUUGAGAACUUUGAGAAGCGUUACAAGCGCGACACUCCCCCGAUUUCAUCGCACGCCCCUUUCCACUUCCCCCUCAAGAACCUCCAACCCCGACCAACCCAGGGACGACCCUCUCUUUUCUUAUACCUCUGGACGCUGGCUAUGGGACGAAGCAGCCCAGCUUCGUAAACGGUACCAGCCCUUCAAUGUCGAGGAGCUCAAGGAAACAGCAGCCCGAUCCGUGAAUGCCAAAUUCUGCGUUAAAUUAACCAAAUUACCCGAAGGCUCAUACAAUAAAGCCUUUCUAUUGACAAUGGAUAAUGAGCUCCAGGUUAUUGCCAAAAUCCCUAAUCCUUACAUCCCUCAGAAAUUCAUUACAGCCAGCGAAGUUGCAACGCUUGACUUUCUUCGUAAUGAGCUAGGUGUACCUGUCCCGCGCGUCUUUGCAUGGAGCAGCAAGAAAGACCAGCCUGUGGGAGUGGAGUAUAUUAUCAUGGAAAAAGCUCCUGGUAAUGAGUUGAGCAAAAGUUGGCCUACCAUGGAGGUAUCGGAUAAGGUGGACAUUGUGUCUCAGUUGGCGAACAUUCAAGCCAAAAUAGCCGCUGUCCACUUCGGUUAUCAUGGAAGCUUAUUCUAUAGCGAGGAUAGCGAGGGUGGCAUCAGUAUCCCUGGAAUAGCUGAUCGGUUUUGCAUCGGCCCCAGCUGUGACAUACGUUUUUGGGAAGAGGAGAGGGGAUCCAUGAGUGCAUUUAGGGGCCCUUGGUCGUCGGCCGGGGCGUAUGCAAUCGAUAUCGCCAGGCGAGAGAAAGAAUGGAUCACCCGGUUUGCAAAUGCUCGUCAUCCGGCAGACCCCUUGAGACAGUCAGAUAGUCAAGAGUCUCCCGAUUGUCACAUUAAACUGCUGGACAAGUAUCUAAAAGUGGUGCCGCAUUUGAUGCCAUCGCAUCCAGGUCAAAAUCGGUCUGUACUGUGGCACCCGGAUCUACACUUUGGGAAUAUAUUUGUCAGGGGAAAUCAGAUUGUCAGUAUUAUUGAUUGGCAAGGCUGCUCCAGUCUUCCUAUUUUUCACACAUGCAGGAUACCAAAAUUCCUGAAAACCCAUGGGCCCUUGCUUUUCGACCUUCCUCCAGCCACACGCCUCACGCCGCAAGAAAAAGAGGAAAAUCUACGGAGGUACCAGCUCACACAACUCCAGAGGCUCUAUAUUUCUAAAUUCCGCGAAAUCGACAAUGACAUCUUCUCUGCUCUGUCGUGUCCUCAAGCUCUAACACGACAGCAGCUCAUUGAUUUUUCCGGAUACACAUGGGAUGACGAUGGAUUGUUUUUAUUUCAAGAGAUGAUGCUUCGAACAUUCCGCGAAUGGACGGAAUUAACAGGCCAGCCGCAGCCCUCUGUCCCUGUAACAUUCACUGCCGACGAGAUUGCGUCUCAUGUUGCCGAAGGGAAGAGCUGGGAAGAUCGCAGCGAUCUCUUCCGCGCCCUUGGAAUCCCCAUUGACGGCUGGGUACAUCUCGAAGACUUCGAGGCAAAGGUGGAGACGAUGCGUAAUCUAGUGAGUUCUGUCAUAGACUCAGCGGAUGACAAGGAUGGCGCAAGGGAGGCACUCAGAGCCUGGAAGCUUUCGGACCUAUCGGGUAAUCUGAUGGAUAUCAUCUAGACCGUUCCCAUAUCUUGAUUCUGAAAGCGAAAGGUGGUAGAGAAUUCAUUCAGAAUUUCCAACAUACAAAGUAAUCUAUAGUUAGUUAGUUAGAGCCACCAGUAUUACAAACUACAAAGUACCGAGUACCCACUAAC